AUGGCUUCUACUCGAUACUACGCAAACCCCAAGCAAACAGGCGAAUUCGCCACCAAGCUGCUCGUACAGGCGGGGCUCACCGAGGAAGAUGCUAGAUCCAUGGCUGACUGUUUGGUCCUUGCUGAUGUUCGGGGAGUAGACACUCACGGGAUGGCUCGUCUCCCUCAAUAUCUCGACCGGGUGCGCAACGGUCGAGUCAAGGCUCGUCCUGGCAUCACCAUCACUGAAAAAACACCGGUAGUAGCCCAUCUCGACGGCGACAAUGGAUUUGGCUUCAUUGUCGCAACAAGAGGCAUGAAAGAAGCCAUUAAACGCGCCGAAAUCUACGGCAUCGGGAUGGUGACAGUCAACCACUCCAACCAUUUUGGCAUGGCUGCCACCUACGUCCUACAGGCUCUGGAAUCCAACAUGAUCUCGCUAGUUUUCACGAACUCAGCCAAACAAAUGCCUCCUUUUGGUGGAAAGGAGACUCUGUUGGGAAUUUCCCCAUUUGCGGCUGGUGCUCCCUCCAACACCGAAGUCCCUUAUAUCCUCGACAUGGCCCCGUCAGUCGUCGCCAAGGGCAAGAUCCGUCGCGCUGCUCGUCGAGGCGAGUCCAUUCCAGAAGGCUGGGCAUUGGAUGCAGAUGGAAAUCCCACGACAGACGCCAACGUCGCCUUAAAUGGCAGCAUGGCACCAAUCGGUGGUCCCAAGGGCUCAGGAAUUGCUAUUCUGAUGGACGUUAUGUCUGGCGUGUUGACCGGGGCAGCAUUUGGUGGUGAAGUCGGAGACCAGUACAAGGACACCAAGCCACAGAAUGUCGGGCAUUCUUUUAUCGUCAUCAAGCCGGAUGUGUUUGUAUCUACCGAUGACUUCAGGGCUCGUAUGGAUACUCUUGUUCAGCGUGUUCAUGGCGUUACUCCUGCCCCAGGCUUCUCGAAGGUUCUCUUCCCUGGUGAGCCAGAGUAUCGAUUAGGUAUUCAGCGUCAAAAGGAGGGAAUUCCUUAUGCGGAUGCUGAAAAGAAGAUGUUUGAGGACGUUGCGAAGGAAUAUGGUAUUCCUGGAUUGUCUCUAUCCGAGUAUCCUUUGACUUUGUAG
This is a messenger RNA of Aspergillus wentii DTO 134E9, 1077 nucleotides long. RefSeq names its product Ldh family oxidoreductase. Gene Ontology annotation, molecular function: oxidoreductase activity. The record is from RefSeq and is a predicted model, not a curated record. Lineage: Eukaryota; Fungi; Ascomycota; Eurotiomycetes; Eurotiales; Aspergillaceae. The coding region runs from base 1 to 1077 and encodes 358 amino acids. The transcript has 3 exons.